This is a messenger RNA of Botrytis porri, 2334 nucleotides long. RefSeq lists its product as uncharacterized. The transcript has 5 exons. The coding region runs from base 1 to 2334 and encodes 777 amino acids. Gene Ontology annotation, cellular component: nuclear body. The record is from RefSeq and is a predicted model, not a curated record. Lineage: Eukaryota; Fungi; Ascomycota; Leotiomycetes; Helotiales; Sclerotiniaceae. Gene Ontology annotation, molecular function: transcription termination site sequence-specific DNA binding; helicase activity. Gene Ontology annotation, biological process: termination of RNA polymerase II transcription.
AUGCCAGCAACCCCUCCUGGCACAACACUCAAGGUUCAAUUCAUAUCAAAGGCAGCCGAAUCGAAAAGAAAGAAGCCUUUCGAUGAAUCAUUGAUCGAAGAAGAAUAUGAUGUCGAGCAUAAUAGUGGUGUGGCCUACAGCAUGAAGCGAUUGACAAUUAAGAAUGAGGAGAGGGGCAAACAACCAGGCCAAAAUGAUGGCGAAGGAAAGACUACUCCGGCUGAAGCUUUCAAGAACAAAGGCAACGGCAACAAGUGGCAGAAACAACAGCCCAAGGGGAAGCCAAUGAAGAAGGAACCAGCUUUUCCAAUGUACAACUGCAGGGUCAUUGAGCUUGCUAAUUCUCCCGGAGAUAUCUGCAUUGCUGUCAAGAUUGCUGUUGGACGCAAGCCUUGUGACUUGCUCCUCGGCGACGAUAUUUAUACGGGCAAAGAUUUGCUAGCACAAUCUGUUCAGGAUGACCAAUUUUCAAGAAUGAAAGAUGUUGAAAAGCAAGCCUUCAUUGACUUCCGUGACGCUUGUAACUUUUACGGACCUCAAAGAGUCUUUUGGCAAGGCGUCUUCGGCACUACCGAGUUCAUGGCCACCCUUGGAUUCACAUUAUUGAGAAUCAAAACUCUCCUAACUGUACCUUCGAAUACUGCUGCACAAGAGUGUAUGAGAAAGUUGGUGGGUCACCUCAAGACUCUGUACGACGUCUAUCCAGAAUCGGAAGAGUGGUUCAAGGUAGUUUAUCUACCAACUGAAUCAGCAACUCGUCGCGAUGUUUCGGAGCAGGACGAAAUUGAUGCCGAGACCGUUUCCAACAUGGUUGCUGAUGGAGAACAACGAACUGAAGAUGCAAAACUCGAAAAGUACAAGCUCUGGAAUCAUAUUGUCCAGGCCUACAAAAAUGAUGCUUCAGAUAAGACGAUACAUCCAGCAGAUGGACGCAAAAAGAACGCUCACAUUUGGCUAUCACGUCGCUCGCAAAUCAAGGCUGGUAAUAACAUUGGAUCAAAGGAGCAGAAGAUCUUCAUCGAACUCACAAAUGCCAUGACUAAGAGGAUCUUCGAAGGUUCUGCCAUUCGUAUUGUAGUUUGUACAUCCAAUACCUCUGCUCUUCUGGAAGAAUACAAGUGGACGCCGUGGGCAGUAUUGAUUGAUGAGACUUCUGCUGGAAGAGAACCAGACUGUUAUGUUCCCCUAGGCUUCAAGCCCAGGCGCAUUGUGUUGGCUGGAGAUCUUGAGAAAGUAAAGCUUUUUACCAGAUCAGCCGGUCACAAUGAGUUCGCAGACCAGCUCGGAUUAUCGCUCUACGAACGAUUGUAUGGAAAGCCAACCAUGCCACUUUAUCGAUUAAUUAUCAAAUACUUCAUGCAUCCCGAUAUUGCCGAACUUCCUGCCAAUCUAACUUACGAAUGGCUGGAGAGUGAUGAUUCAACGGUGGUACCUUCUGAUGAGUUCAAGUUCUUUGAGGAUUGGUGGUAUUCAGAGCCAGCCAAGAUUUAUAGAGACAAUCGUCGAAAGCCAGCAUUUGGUCUCGAUAUUGAUGAGUCUAGAAUUCAUCGCAUGUACUUCAAUGUCAAAAAUGGAGAGUCUGCAUCAAAACACGGGUCUUCAUCUCAAUUGAAUCACGCCAACAUCAAUGCAAUUGCGGAUAUGGUCAUGAGUAUCAUGAAGCAUCAACCAACUUGUGGUUUGGCACCAUUACCAUUUGACAAGAUUAGUAUCUUCACUCAAUAUAAAGUAGAGAAUAUGGAAUUGGUGAAUCAAGUUAAGAUGGGAAUUCGCCAUAUUGGUUUCUUGAAAGAAUGGAAUCGAAUGAAUGUAGCACUCACUCAUGCACGUGCUCAAUCGACUUUGAUUAUGUUUGGAAACCUCGAUCUGUGGCGCAGUCAACUCCCGGGUCUCCUUAAAGGUAUGAGAUACAAGAAGCUUGGUCUCUUCAUCAUGGAUCUUCUCGAUUAUGGUGAAAACAUCGACAUUGAUGUUGAUAAUACUGUACCCGCAAGUCUGGAAGAGUUACCUGAUCAUAAGACUUGGUCCAAGACCAUGAUUUCGGUCCCUGCUGUUAAUAGCAAGAUCUUAAAAGCCUUCUAUGCCAUUAAAUGUGAAGAGCACGGCAAGGCACAACGAGAGAAUUUCAGACUUGGUGAGGCAAUCGAAGCUCCUCUCAGAGUUCAACGAGACGGUGGAAUGGAUGGCGACGGAGAAGAGGUUGAUUCCGACGAUGAUGACGAGGCACCUGAGGUCAAAGACAAGGAUGGUGAUUUGGACAUGGACGCCAGUCGCAUGUUGACCGAAGUAGAAUUGGCUGAGAUGGACCAGGCAGUGACCGAAAGCGUGUAUUGA